Urocitellus parryii (Arctic ground squirrel) is the source of this 6252-nucleotide messenger RNA. It is a transcript of the gene Rbm20, whose product is annotated as RNA binding motif protein 20. The record is from RefSeq and is a predicted model, not a curated record. NCBI's taxonomy places the organism in Eukaryota, Metazoa, Chordata, Mammalia, Rodentia, Sciuridae. Gene Ontology annotation, cellular component: nucleus. Gene Ontology annotation, molecular function: zinc ion binding; RNA binding.
CAGAAGUUCAGAGGCCGUGAUGGUGGACGCACGACGUCUGAGAACGCUCUCCUGGACAACUUUUGUGUUCCCACUGAGAUGUGGCCAAUAAGUAUCAAGUAUAGAAYGUCUGCUUGAUUUUGGUUUUGCGCUUGCGGGAUGUUUUCAGUGAAGAGAAAAAGAAACGAGGACAUCCACGACAGCCKCUACGGCUGCUUCGGGGACCCCUGAAAUGAGCAGCUGGAAUUGCCAAUUUGGAGAGCCCCCGGGGCCUGGUCAUCUAAGACCGGAAGUUACAGAUCCCACCGGCCUGGGAGAGGGUCCGGAUAUUUAUUUUAAGAAGUCCCAGUCCCUCAAAUGCGAGUGGCGCUGGCGGGAGUCCAGCCGMGCGGGAAGAUGCCAAGCCCAGCGCACCAGCGAUGCGCACGGACGCCCCGGGCCUCAGUCCUCUCCGCUUGGCCGRAGGGGUGCCAGGCCUCGCGCGCCGUUCCCAGGGACAACCGGGAGGCCUCGCUGCUCCCGGGAGAAGCGAGAGCAAGGCGGCGGGCCGCUGGCUGGCGUGCGUUUCGCCUUCUCACGCCGUGGGCUGCGCUGMGGAGCACCAGGCUCGGGACCGGAGGGCGCACAGUGGCGGGUGGCGCGCGCCGCGCUCUCUCCCAGAUCGCUGAGCCUAGAGUUAGCGGGUUGAGCUUCUCCGGCCACCCCAGCGUCCAGCGGCCCCUGGCCGCCAAGCUGCUCCGGUCGGCCGGGAGACGCCCCCUGUCCCCCGCCCCCGCUUGGCACUGCCGGCUGAGCGGGAGCGGCGGGAGGCGGAGGAGGCGGCGCCGCCGGGACUGCCUCCUCCCCUCCCCUCUCGUCUCCUCCCCGCGCCACCGAAAAGGACAAGGGGACUAGGCACGGGGACCCCGGCCAGAGAGCGCCCGUGCCCUGGGACCGCCCCUCUCUCGCGUUCCCUCGCCGCGAGCCCGGGUGGGUCUCGCCCCGUAUGGUGCUGGCGGCACCCAUGAGCCAGGACGCGGACCCCAGCGGUCCGGAACAACCGGACAGAGAUGCCUGCGUUGUGCCUGGUGCCCAGGCGUCCUCGGCGCCCCCGGGCCCGCGAGGGAUGCAGCCGCCGCCUCCGCCGCCUCCGCCGCCUCCCCAAGCCAGCCUACCCCAGAUCAUCCAAAAUGCCGCCAAGCUCCUGGACAAGCAGCCCUUCUCUGUGCGAAAUCCGAACCCUCUGCUACCUUCGCCUGCCAGUCUCCAGCUGGCCCAACUGCAGGCACAGCUCACCCUCCACCGGCUGAAGUUGGCACAGACAGCUGUCACCAACAAUACUGCGGCCGCCACGGUGCUGAACCAAGUCCUCUCCAAAGUGGCCAUGUCCCAGCCUCUCUUCAACCAGCUGAGGCAUCCAUCUGUGCUCGGUGCCUCCCACAGCCACACUGCAGUGCCCCAGCAUGCUGCAGCCCUACCCAGCGCCCGGUUUCCCUCGAGUGCGAUUGCUUUUUCACCCCCUAACCAGCCACGAGGCCCAGGACCCUCUGUGAGCCUUCCCAGCCAGCCUCCCAGUGCCGUGGUGAUGCAUCCUUUCAGCGGGGUGAUGCCUCAGACCCCUGCCCAGCCAGCCGUCAUCUUGGGCAUUGGCAAGGGGGGCACUGCUCCAGCCACCACGGGAUUCUACGAGUAUGGCAAAGCUAGCACUGGCCAGGCAUACGGCUCUGAGACAGACGGUCAGCCCGGCUUCCUGCCAGCCUCAGCCUCUGCCUCAGGCAGUGUGACCUACGAAGGGCACUAUGGCCAUGCAGGACAAGAUGGCCAACUUGCCUUUUCCAAAGAUUUCUAUGGACCCAAUGCCCAAGGGUCCCACGUGGCAGGUGGAUUUCCAGCUGAGCAAACUGGGGGCAUGAAAGGCGAAGUAGGGGCCCUGCUGCAGGGUGCAAACAGCCAGUGGGAGAGCCCCCCUGGAUUCUCUGGCCAGAACAAACCUGAUCUUGCAGCAGGUCCCAGCCUGUGGCCUCCACCGCCCAGCCAGCCCUAUGAACUGUAUGACCCCGAGGAACCCACCUCAGACAGGACCCCUCCCUCCUUCGGGGGUCGGCUCAACAACAGCAAGCAGGGCUUCAGCGGUGCCCGGAGGCGGGCCAAGGAGGAGCAGGCCAUGCUGUCUGUGCGUCCCCUGCAGGCUCACGAGCUGAAUGACUUCCACGGUGUGGCACCCCUUCACCUGCCGCACAUCUGUACCAUGUGUGACAAGAAGGUGUUUGACUUGAAGGACUGGGAGCUGCAUGUGAAGGGGAAGCUGCAUGCUCAGAAAUGCCUGGUCUUCUCUGAAAAUGCUGACAUCCGGUGUGUACUGGCUUCGGCAGAGGGAGCACUGUGUGGCUCCCCGACUGGCACAGCUGUUUACAGCCCUGCUGGAAAUGAAGAAUAUGCCUCAAAUCUUGGAACAUCAUACGCAGCCAUUCCAGCAAGGCCGUUUGCUCAGUCAAAUCCUGCAUUUCCUUCUGGGACAAAUUUUGCACAACGGAAAGGUGCUGGCCGUGUGGUGCAUAUCUGCAAUCUCCCUGAAGGAAGCUGUACUGAGAAUGACGUCAUUAACCUGGGGCUGCCCUUUGGAAAGGUCACUAAUUACAUCCUCAUGAAGUCGACUAACCAGGCCUUUUUAGAGAUGGCUUACACAGAAGCUGCCCAGGCCAUGGUCCAGUAUUAUCAAGAAAAAUCUGCGGUGAUCAAUGGUGAGAAGUUGCUCAUUCGGAUGUCCAAGAGAUACAAGGAAUUACAGCUGAAGAAACCUGGAAAAACCGUGGCUGCUAUCAUCCAGGAUAUCCACUCCCAGAGAGAGAGGGACAUGUUCCGGGAAGCAGACAGAUAUGGCCCAGAACGUCCCCGGUCUCGCAGUCCCGUGAGCCGGUCACUGUCCCCAAGGUCGCACACGCCAAGCUUCACCUCCUGCAGCUCUUCCCACAGUCCUCCAGGCCCCUCCCGCGGGGACUGGGGCAAUGGCCGGGACUCAUGGGAGCACUCUCCUUUUGCCAGGAGGGAGGAAGAGAGAGACCCAGUCCCCUGGAGGGAGAACGGGGACGACAAGAGGGACAGGACGGACACAUGGGCACAUGAUCGCAAACACUACCCCCGACAGCUGGACAAAGCCGAGUUGGACGAGCGACUUGAAGGAGGGAGGGGCUACCGGGAAAAGUACCCCAGGUCUGGGUCCCCCAACCCCCUCCACUCCGCAUCCAGCUACAAAAGCCGGGAGGAAGGCCACUACCGGAAAGAGCCCAAGGCCAAGUCGGACAAGUACCUCAAGCAGCAGGACGCCCCUGGGAGGUCCAGGAGGAAAGAGGAGGCCAGGCUGCGGGAAAGCAGACACCUCCACCCUGAUGACUCUGGCAAGGAAGAUGGGCUAGGGCCCAAGGUCACCAGGGCCCCCGAGGGUGCUGCAUCCAAGCAGAGUGAGAAAAACAAAACCAAGAGAGCUGACAGAGACCAAGAAGGAGCUGAUGAUGGAAAAGAAAGCAGAAUGGCCGAGAGUGAGGAGGGCACGGAAGGAAGCCCCCAGUCAGUGGGCAGAGAGGAGAAAGAGACAGAGUCCUCUGACCCGGAGAACACAAGGACAAAGAAGGAGCAAGAUUGGGAGAGUGGAAGUGAGGCCGAGGGCGAGAACUGGUACCCCACGAAUAUGGAGGAGCUCGUCACAGUGGACGAGGUGGGGGAAGAAGAAGAUUUUAUCAUGGAGCCAGACAUCCCAGAACUGGAAGAAAUUAUGCCGAUGGACCAGAAAGACAAAAUCUGCCCUGAAAUCUGUCCCUGUGUGACGACCACCUUGGACCUGGACUUGGCCGAGGAUUUCCCCGGGGAGGAAGUCAAGACCGUAGGGAACGGGGCUGCAGAGAUCAGCCUCAAGCUGCCCAGACAACUGCCCUCGGCUCCCACGAGCUGUCCCAGUGACACGGACGUGGAGAUGCCUGGCCUAAAUCUGGACGCUGAGCGGAAGCCAGCUGAACGCGAGACAGGCCUCUCACUGGAGGAUUCAGAUUGCUACGAGAAGGAGGCAAAGGGAGCGCAGAGCUCAGAUGUUUGUCUGGCCUCUACUACAGCCCAGCAAAUGUCUUCCCCCCAGCCAGCCGAGGAGAGGGCCCGACAGCAGAGCCCAUUUCUUGAUGACUGCAAGGCCAGGGGGACCCCCGAAGAUGGGGCUGGUGAAGGCAGCCCCCUGGAGGAGAAAGCCAGCCCCACUCCUGAAACCGACCUCCAAGGCCAGCCUUGCCCAGGAGUGUUGACCGAGGAAAACCCCAGGUAUGUGGAAGUGAAAUCUCGAGACCUGAGAUCACCAGACUACUCUGAGGUGGAGCUGAAAGAGCCCCUGCUCCUGCCUUCUUGGGAGCCGGAGGAUGUGUUCAGUGAACUCAGCAUUCCUCUGGGUGUGGAGUUUGUGGUUCCCAGGACGGGAUUUUAUUGCAAGCUGUGUGGGCUGUUCUACACAAGCGAGGAGGCGGCGAAGGUGAGCCACUGUCGCAGCGCUGUCCACUACAGGAACUUACAGAAAUACUUGUCGCAGUUGGCAGAGGAGGGCCUGAAGGAGACAGAGGAGGCAGGCAGCCCCAGGCCUGAGGACAGCGGAAUCGUGCCGCACUUUGAAAGGAAGAGGCUCUGAUGUUGCUGCUGCUGCUGCUGGAAGGUAGAAGAGGAGGCCUGCAGAGGCUGGGCCUCCCGGACAGGACUAAAGCAGAGAGGAAGAAAAACCAGGCAGUGCACGCUGCCUGAGACUCAUUAAAAACCCCUAAAGUGUCUCCAUGAGCCAAGGCACCCUCAACUCUCCCCCUCUGGACCCCAGUUUCUCUCUCACAAUCGUUCAAUUUGCUUUUCUCUCUUCCUCUUGCUCCCUCCUCCAUCUCCUUCCUCCUGUGCCAAGAAUCAUUUCCUUUUCAUAAAAUCCAACUUCUCAGGGAUUUUCAGAGUGUUUAAAUUCUUGAUAGGAUAUAACAGGUCAGGCCAGACUGAAUCAUGCAAGGAAGAGGUUUAAUGGAAACCCUGGGUCAGGAGAGUUCUUUCUGGGAAUCUGCAGCAGGAGUCUCAGCCUGGCAUCUCUAUGUCCUUUGGGUGCCCUGUGUGGGGGAGCCCAGGCCUGAGAGGAGCCACUAGAGAGAAUCAGUUGACAGCAGCAGAGAGUGGCUUCAUUAACUGCUCCUUUUGGCUGAACCCCACUUUUUUGAAAAGUCCCUAUUAUAAAUAGCUCUUUCUCCUCGCAGUUAUUCUAGAAACCCACCAGAUUGAAAUGCCUUAAAGUAAAAUCAGCUUGAUUUUAUGAAGAUAAGAGCCCUGCAUGGUUGAAGCUCUGACAAAUUCUGAAGUUAUAUCCUACCUCUCAAUUUCAGAGAUUGUCAGGAUUUGUUCUAUUCUGGACAGUGAUUCUGGUAUAGAUUCAUUUUUCACUAAAAAACGAGGACAGGAGUGUCUUUUCCCUCCAGCUGGAACAGCAAACUGAUGUGGGCUCUGGUUGAACGCUGGCCUCUGCCAUGCGGCAUUGGCAGGAGAGAUGCCAAAACCAGGAACCGGCAUCUGUCCUUGACUCACCCUGGGUGCCUGCCCUCAGGGGGUCCAGGGACCUCACAAGUGGGGAGGUUUUAAAAUGGUCCCUCUGUGGCGGGGAGCUAAGAGAAGGCCACAGGACUGAAGAGUGGCUUGAGGUUUGCCAGGUAUUUGUAGGUGGGUCCUUUCCAGCUGGGCAGAAGAUGGAGUGCUGCUCCGGGCUGACCAGAUGUGCAGACUCGGAUGUCAAAACGUUACGAAGAACAGAAGAGCCCUUAUUCCCAAUGGGGUCAGUGCCAAUGGCCCCAGAUGGGAUGCAGGGUCUCAGCCUGAUAUUCCAGUGGAAGGAUUUAGGACAAAUUGCUGGAAGAAAUGAGGCUCUGCUAAGGCUAUGGAUGGAACCCGGGAAGAAGAGAGCCAGUGCCCUUUCCAGGAGAUGAGUUGCACCUCCACGGCUUAGUGCCCUAGGAGGGGACAAGAAAGAUGGAUGUCUGUCCCCUGGGAGCUUCCUGUUAUUUCUGUUCCUCCAUGUGGGCAGGUAGACUGCGCAGGGAUUAUGUGGGGUUUAUUUCCCCCUUAUUCUGCACCUUCUGUCUUCUGCACUAAUGCAAGAAAGGUGGAAAGAUGAUCUAGUUCAACGCUGACAUGUGAUCAAGGAGGAAACCAAGGUACGGAAGAAACAAAUGUAGAAAUGGAAGCCAAUCACAGGUAAACCUUGAGGCACGUAGUCCCUGAGUGAAGAGAGAAGAGUGAAGGCAC